Molecule: messenger RNA, 981 nt
Organism: Peniophora sp. CBMAI 1063
Lineage: Eukaryota; Fungi; Basidiomycota; Agaricomycetes; Russulales; Peniophoraceae
Source: the annotation of a GenBank genome assembly
AUGGGACUUCGAAACCAAACAUCGGUUGAGAUCGUCAAGAGUCUGGCGAAUAUCCGGGUCUUCCCUCUGUAUCUAGAGACCGCUCUACUCGCCAUCUUCACGAUUCAAACGUCCUACUUCGUGUAUCAUGAGUGCCGCAUCGCAGCCAAGAGUACUCUUCGGAGGACGUACCGUCGUGGUAUGCUCUGCCUAGCAACGUUUUUAUAUCUCUUGGCCGUGGUAUACUGGACUCUCGAUAUCGUCAUCUUGCGGCAAGAACUGCUUGUGUUCGUACCAGGACAAAUGUCCCUGACGCAGAGGCCGGAUGUCGUCGUUGUUCUCCCGGAGCUUGUCGGCAUGUAUUGGUACGCUCGUGCCACAAUGCAGUUGAUGAUCUGGACCAUCAGUGAUUGUGUAGCACUAUGGAGAGCGUAUGCAGUACUGGGAAGGCCCGGAUGGCUCAAUAUCGUCAUACCACUCAUCUUCGUCUGUGCAAUCGGUGCCCAUGUCUGCUUCAUAGUGCUCUAUCUUCAAGUUCUGCCCGAUCCUCCGCGAUUUGUGCUCAUCCUCUGGGAGUCAGAGUCUGCGCUCGUCGUAAUUGCUUCGUUCUUAGCGGUGUCGUCGGUCACUGUAGCCAUACAGACCUUCUCCACAUCCUUGAUCGCUUACAAAGCCUGCGUGAUCUAUAGAGAGCGGCAAGGAUUGUUCCGUGGUCCAGGAAGAGCUUUUCGUAUCCUGGCCGUCCUAAUCGAGAGCGGCAUCGGGUAUAUGUUGCUAUGGAUAUGGUUCAUCGUCGGCAAAAACGGAGAUGUAUUCAAUCUGGCUCAGUCUGUCUGGCCCGACUACUGCAUCAUGAUGCUCACAGCUAUGUACCCCACUCUCGUUGUGAUGCUGGUUACCGUGCGAGACUCCGUGCUCGUGAGCGCCGAUAAUCUGCCACUAUCCAGACCCGGCCACUUCGAGACUCGCGAACUAGGUGGUGCCGCAUCCAGCACUCCCUAA